CUGACUCGAGUCCAACAAAAGAAAGGGAAGCCAGAAAUGGAACUGAUCGCCUGCAAAGGAGAAAGCCCUAAAUUUGAUCCUCCAUUAAUGUCAAAACCCUAAUUUUCUUGGACUCCAUUAACUGCAAACCCUAAUUUUGGACAUCCACUAACUCCACUCUGCAAGGAUUCCCUUCUCUGAACUUUCUGUCUGUGUGAGUCUCUUUCAGUAACGCUAGGUGUGGAGUUUGACCUGGAGAUUCCUUUGGAAACCCUAAAACUGCCAUUUCUGGGACUUUGCUUGGCACUAGAGCUCUAGUUAGAACGUGGCUUAUCGUUUUGUGGGGGGGGAUUCGUCCUUUUGAUUGUGUAAAACUAUGAAUGCUGAGUUAUUGUUUGAAGGGCUUUAAUUGUGCAGAAGGAUGUGCAUUCAUCAUGGAGCAUGAGAGGGCUUAAAAAUUUGACAAAGGGGGAGGCUUUUUUAGAGGUUGUCAAUAGAAUUCACUGAUCUGGCUGUGGAAGAAAGCCCAUUCAACAUGUACUAUCCUAAGAAGUUCUCAACUAUGGGCCUAGUGCCUCAUAAACCUCAAUCUCAGGGUGCCGACCAACUUGCAAAUAUUGGUGUUUCGGGAGGAUCGCCGAUAAACAAGUCUCCUACUUCUGGAGGAGCUGGAAAGCAACGAUUGCGAUGGACGUCAGAUCUUCACGAUCGUUUUGUCGAUGCAAUUGCACAACUUGGUGGACCAGAUAGAGCAACACCAAAGGGUGUGUUAAGGGUAAUGGGAGUACCUGGAUUGACUAUAUAUCAUGUUAAAAGUCAUUUGCAGAAGUAUCGUCUGGCAAAAUACCUUCCAGAUUCUCCAGCUGAUGGUACAAAAGAUGAAAAAAAGGAGUCAUCUGACAUCCUUCCAAACAUGGAAUCUGCACCUGGUGCCCAAAUUAGUGAAGCACUCAGGAUGCAGAUGGAGGUGCAGAAACGACUUCACGAACAGUUGGAGGUGCAGAGGCAACUACAGUUAAGGAUUGAAGCUCAGGGCAAGUAUCUCCAAAAGAUCAUCGAAGAGCAGCAAAAGCUUGGUGGAACCUUUAGUGCUAAUGAAGCUUCAGAUGAGUUUGCACCGCAUGCUUUUGUGACCAGCACCUCAACCCCACCCAUUUGUGAAGGGUCUCCCUUCAAGAAACAGAAGGUUGGGGUUGAGCUUUGGGAUAACAAUAACAAUACGAAUAAGACCACACAUGGUGGUUUAAUGGCCGGUGAUGAAGAAGAGCCUCCACAAGAACAUAAUAAUACUAAUAGCAAGCAGAAUUUGGGGCAAGAAGAUGGGGAUUUUGUGAGGCAUUGGGAGGAGGGAGGACCAUUAGGGCUAGGUUUUGGGUUGGAAGGGGUUGAGGAUUUGAAGAGUGUGGGGUUGAAGCUUGGUGGAGGGACUGUGAAUCAGAGGCAGGGGAAUCUGGGCUAAGCAGAGAGAGAGAGAGAGAUUCCAGGCGAAUCUGGCACUGUACAUCAGGUUUGGUGGCAGUGGCAGAGUUGGGUUGUAUAUUAUUAUAGAGAUCAGCACUGUAAAAAUGCCUUCUGUAUAUAUCUAUUUGGAUCCAUAGAUAGACAUAGAUAGAUUUACAUGUAAAGAUCUCUCUCUCUCUCUCUCUCUCUCUCUCUCUCUCUUCUAGGAAUUGAAACUAAUAGGUUUACAUCUCAAAUGGAAACACUAACAGGUUUGUUUGAAUGGAAAUUAAGAAACUGGUUUUCCUCAA
Messenger RNA from Amborella trichopoda, 1730 nucleotides. RefSeq names its product myb family transcription factor PHL7. The record is from RefSeq and is a predicted model, not a curated record. Gene Ontology annotation, molecular function: DNA binding; DNA-binding transcription factor activity. NCBI's taxonomy places the organism in Eukaryota, Viridiplantae, Streptophyta, Magnoliopsida, Amborellales, Amborellaceae.